GACACAAAGCUUUUCAAACAGUAAUGCCAACCCUCUCCAAACUACCACCAUGGAGGCUCCAGAGGGUCAGGGGAGACUGCAGAGCGGACUACCCUCACCUGGACACCCCCAUGCCAGCUACCAACGAUCUGGCACAACCUCCAUCUCUCCUGCCUUACUCCUCCCGUCUAUCCGAAUCAGAACUUCCACUCUGUCGUCAAGGAGACCGACGCCGGCAGGUACUGGCAUUACGGAAACGCGAUGUGGCAUGCACGCCGUUAGACAGCCAGGUGCAUUCCGGGGUGAGCCAGGAUCAGGGAUGAGGAUUGGCCGAUCAUCUCCGAGAGGAAGGACUCGGACACGCCUCCUCUCCAACAGCAGCUUAGAUCUGGGAGAGGAAGAGGAAGAGGAGGAAGAGGAGGAGGAGGAGGAAGAGGAGGAGGAAGAGGAAGAGGAUGAUGAUGAUGAUGAGGAGGAGGAGGAGGAAGAAGAGCCAGAGGGUAGUGGUUUGCUGGGGGUGGUGACUCAGACCCUAACUCCUGCUCUUCCCUCGUCCCCUGCUCCUUCAGCGAUGGAUAGGAGGAUGAGUAAAAGAGAGAGGAACAGGGUGAGGAGGCAGAGGAGGAGGCAGAGGAGGAGAGAGCGAUGGAGACAGAGCCAGCAGGACAAUACACAGAAUUCAACAGGGAACCCAUCGAGCAGCAGUGAGGAAGAGGAUGUGAGUGCUGGGGACAGAGAGGGCUUCAUCUGUGCUGUGUGUCUGGACAUUUACUUCAGCCCUUACAUGUGCCACCCCUGUAACCACAUCUUCUGUGAGCCCUGCCUCCGUACCCUGGCCAAGAACAGCCCGACCAACACCCCCUGCCCACUCUGCAGGACCGCCAUCACCCACGGCUUCUUCCAGAAGGAGUUGAACCACACAGCACGGUCAUUCUUCCCAAAAGAAUACCUCUCACGGAAACAGACUUUCCAGAAGGCAAGCUGUGCAAAAUGGCCGCUCCCAAGCUGCAGGAAACUUUUCCGUAUUUUUGGAAGUUUCCAAAGGCAAACUAGUCCGAUAGCCAGGCGUCAGUUCCCCCAUGGGGGGUAUCGUCUGGACACCAUGGACUUUGAGGACGAUUCUCGUGGCUGGCGUUUCGACAUGGACAUGAUCAUUAUCUAUAUCUACUCUGUCAACUGGGUCAUCGGCUUCAUCAUCUUCUGCUUUCUCUGCUACGUCUUCUUCCCUGCCUUCUAAAGACGGAUGGAUAGGUGGGUGGAUGGAUGGAGAGAGGAAGGGAGGAGGUUAAAGGAGGAGAGGAGGCAGAGUCAUUUACAGACAAAUUGGAGAUGUGCUUGGUAGAAGACAACCAACAGUGUUCCAGCUGAUCCCUAUUGAAUUGAGGAAACAGGGUACCAUAUAUGGGGCAUUGGGGAAUCACAUGAUCUGUACACAGUCUACCUAUAAUAUCAUGAAGGCAAUGCUUCAAGUUGAAUGGAAAUAAGCAACAACAAAAACGUACCUGGAUUGAUUCUAAGUCUUUUUUAUGAUUGGCAAUAGCAAUUAUUUGUAAGCCGCCUUCACUCUUGCCAGAAGUAGAAAUCUGCUCAUGCCUUUCUAACGGUUUGUUUCGCUGAUAUGUACAGAAAACUGUUACAUACAAGUAUUAUUUUAUUUAAAAAAUAUAUAUAAUUCUGCGUUUCCUCUACUCCAUUUAGAAAAUGGGUUGCUCAGCAUUGUGGAUUCAAUUCAUUCACUUCUGCUCUAAAUGGCUCUCAUGGUCAUGAUGUAAUUUCUUCUGUUUAUUUCCGGCAUCAGAGCACUCCUUGGGUCUGUAGUCGUUCCAAUUCAAAGUAUUCACAGUGGCAUUGCUUGAAAUCAGCUAUUGUGCUGUUAAGAGUAUUGUACAAUUGAUUUGUACAAUUCCUGACAGUAAUAAAGUCAUUAUACCGAACCACAUGGUUUUCCUGGGUUUCAGAGUCACAGAGUCCCUAAAUAUAAAGAGGAACCAGGGCUCGACAUUAACGC
Coregonus clupeaformis (lake whitefish) is the source of this 1987-nucleotide messenger RNA. RefSeq names its product E3 ubiquitin-protein ligase RNF180-like. The transcript has 4 exons. Bases 50 to 1216 code for a protein of 388 amino acids. Gene Ontology annotation, cellular component: endoplasmic reticulum membrane. Gene Ontology annotation, biological process: positive regulation of proteasomal ubiquitin-dependent protein catabolic process; norepinephrine metabolic process; protein polyubiquitination. The record is from RefSeq and is a predicted model, not a curated record. Gene Ontology annotation, molecular function: ubiquitin conjugating enzyme binding; ubiquitin protein ligase activity. NCBI's taxonomy places the organism in Eukaryota, Metazoa, Chordata, Actinopteri, Salmoniformes, Salmonidae.